UAUAAUAGUCAAGCGUUUAUUAAUCAACAAAAUCACAUAGCGGAAGUAUGCAUAAUAUAUUUAUAUUAUAAUAUGGCGUAAUGUAUUUAUAUCUUACAUAUAUAAUUUACAGCACAAUACAAUUAUUAUUAUCAACAACAUAAUAUUAUAGUGAAUUUAUUCAACAAUUGGAAUUUUUCCAUUACAAAGUACCAUUACUUAGAAUUGUAUGACAAAGUGCAAUUACAAUUAAUUAUUAUUUGUUCAAAUAUUUAGUAAUCCAACCUUACACCUUCAAAUAGAUUUUUGUAAAUUAUAAUAGUCAUGGAGAAGUUUGAUAGUCCUCCAUUGUGAAUGACAAAAAACCAUCAUCACAACAUAAUUUAGCCGAAUUUAUCAAUGCAAAUGCAAUAUUCAAAGACAAUCAUAUUGAUAUAAUACUCGGCAAAGGCAAAGCAAUUGCUGCCUGGUAUGCCUUGAUCAGGUGAACAAAUGCAAUAAUUACAAUACUCAUAGAUAGCACUGUUGUCAAACUUAUAUAGCAAAGCAAAGACACACCAAUAUGAUGGGUAUGCCUGAUCUGUUGAUCAGGUUCAGUUUGUAAUAAACCAUGAAUAAUGACAAGUUAGGUUCGGCUUUCCUAGAAUCUCAAAGAGGUAAAAGAAAGGUUUGAAAGUGACUGCUCAUGGAGCAGUAACUCAAAGAGGAGCGCAAGCAAGAGGACGACUUCGAAGAGGUCCAAGAACCUAUUGAAAGUGACUGCUCAUGGAACAGAAACUGAAAGACAAGCGCAAAAAGAGGACGACCUCAAAGAGGUCCAAGAACCUAUUGAAAGUGACUGCUCACAGAGCAAAAACUCAAAGACAAGCGCAAAAAGAGGACGACCUCAGAGAGGUCCAAGAACCUAUUGGAAGUGACUGCUCAUGGAGCAGAAACUCAAAGAGAAGCGAAAGCAAGAGGACGACUUCGAAGAGGUCCAAGAACCUAUUGAAAGUGACUGCUCAUGGAACAGAAACUGAAAGACAAGCGCAAAAAGAGGACGACCUCAAAGAGGUCCAAGAACCUAUUGAAAGUGACUGCUCAUGGAGCAGUAACUCAAAGAGGAGCGCAAGCAAGAGGACGACUUCGAAGAGGUCCAAGAACCUAUUGAAAGUGACUGCUCAUGGAACAGAAACUGAAAGACAAGCGCAAAAAGAGGACGACCUCAAAGAGGUCCAAGAACCUAUUGAAAGUGACUGCUCAUCGAAGCAGAAACUCAAAGAGAAAAGAAAGCAAGAGGACGACCUCAAAGAGGUCCAAAAACCUAUUGGAAGUGACUGCUCAUGGAGCAGAAACUCAAAGAGAAGUGAAAGCAAGAUGAAGACCUCAAAGAGGUCCAAAAACCUAUUGGAAGUGACUGCUGAUGGAGCAGAAACUCGAAGAGAAACGAAAGCAAGAUGA
Nilaparvata lugens (brown planthopper) is the source of this 1419-nucleotide messenger RNA. Its product is annotated as centromere protein C-like. NCBI's taxonomy places the organism in Eukaryota, Metazoa, Arthropoda, Insecta, Hemiptera, Delphacidae. Bases 745 to 1419 code for a protein of 224 amino acids. The record is from RefSeq and is a predicted model, not a curated record. The transcript has 2 exons.